AUGAUUAUUAUCACAGCGGAUGGGGGCGAUAUUUCCGAGAAUGGCGGGGGCGGUGCUGAUCCGACGGAGAGUAGCGGGUACAGCGGUAGCGACACCACGUCGCCGCGCUCGCCGCGCAGCCCCGAGUCGCCGUGCAGCUCGUGCUCGGAAGGCGCUGGCGCGCGCAUGCCGCCGUGGGCGCAGGAACCGGCGCCGACCUCGCGCCGCCGCCUCGCACCGCCCCCCGCGCCCGUGCCCCCGCCGCACACCGAAUACUUCAACCACAAGAUGAAGCCGCAGAACGGCCUCAAAGCGCGGUGCACCCGCUGUCAAUGA
This is a messenger RNA of Arctia plantaginis, 315 nucleotides long. The record is from the annotation of a GenBank genome assembly. Lineage: Eukaryota; Metazoa; Arthropoda; Insecta; Lepidoptera; Erebidae.